Molecule: messenger RNA, 282 nt
Organism: Ostertagia ostertagi
Lineage: Eukaryota; Metazoa; Nematoda; Chromadorea; Rhabditida; Trichostrongylidae
Source: the annotation of a GenBank genome assembly
CCACUGGCCAACAGACCGCCAGCAGCACCACACAAGACCGUCGCCGUCGUCGUUCUGCUCUUGUCGCCUUCACCCGUGAAUAAACUGGCUCUGGCACACCUGUCGUUGUUGAACAUGCGUUGGGUUCCACUAAUACGGCAGUUCUUCGUACCGUCUAUAAGGACUUUCUGUACUAAUAACACUGGCGCCGGCAAUGCGUCGUUACGGCAGAUCUCUGACGAUGCCUUCUACGUUGUCAAUGAGGUUGUCAUGAAACGCCUGGGCCAUGUGCCGAUCCAUAAG